AUGGGCACGGUACUGAGCUUUAGCCCCCGGGAGCGUCGGCCCAUCUACUCGACGCAUCAUCACAGCGCCGGCACGCUGUCGUCCUCGAACUCGGCCGACUUUCCGCUCAACAACUACUCGUACGAGCAGCUGAACAAUGCGAAAAACCGCGAGAGCACGCAGUCGAAACCGCCGAACUUGAUACAAACGGUGCCUAACAACAACAACAAUAAUAACAACAACAACAACAACCACGGGCUGAACAUCAGCAAGGACGACUGCAAGAACAACAACAACGGUGGUGGCGGUGGUGGUGGUGGUGGUGGUGGUGGCGGUGUCGGCGGUGGUUCCCAUGGCAACAACAAUGGCGGCCCGGGUAACAACAUGGGCGGCCACAACAAUAACCAUAGCAACACGACCACCAGCAACAACCUGCUGCUGCUGCAGCAGACGCACCAGAACAACAUCAUCACCGGCGGGGCGAACAUCAACAACAUCAACAACAACAUCAGCGGGGGCAACAACCACAGCAGCAACCUGAACGGCAACAGCAUACAGGAGCGGAACAACCACAGCAACAAUGCGGACAGCGCGCGCAUCCUGUCGGAGAAGAACGCGCUCGAGAAGAACCUGAAGAAGCACUCGCUGUUCAUCAACGCGCUGUCGUGGAAGCGGCUGGCGGCGUCCCACGGCAAGAAGAAGCUGGACAACAACAAGAACAAGUCGGCCAACCUGGCAACGGCGGCCAGCUUCCGGACGCCACUCACCGACACGAUUCACCCGCUGCUGGACAAGAACAAGAACCUCCAGCAGUCGCAGUCGUUCACGCAGACGAUCAGCAGUCAGCAGCUGCAGCAGCAACAGCAACAACCGGCCACGAUCGUGCUGAGUCAGUCCGGAUCAGGUGGUGCUGGUCAACCGAGUUCGACCGGAGCCGGAGCGCCCUCAGUGGUUGGGCUCGGUUCGUCCGGAGUUGGUGGUCAGCACGGGCAACACCUGCUGCAUCAGCAACAUGGCCAGCUGGUGGUGGCACAGCAACACCAGCAGCAGCAAGCGGUCUAUUUUACGCCACGUGGCCCCAAGGCGCUGCUGGCGUUGGAUCUUGUGCGGGCGAACAACACGAACCCGUUGUCGCAACCGGACAAGCUGGCACAGAAGUUGCCGCUGCAGCUGCCCAUGCCGUUGCAGCCGAUCGUUAACCAGCAGCAGCACUUGCCGCAUCAGCAGCAGGGCGUUUCGAUGCCGCAGCAGUUGCAUCACGGGCACGGGCCACGGAAAACCGUUAUUCAGGCGUCCACCUCGGAGCUGCUGAAGUGCUUAGGAAUGUUCCUGCACGAUCGAUGCCGUAAGCUGCGCGACUUCCAAGCCGGUGACGCUGUGAUGUGGCUCCGAGCCGUCGACAGAAGUUUACUGCUGCAAGGAUGGCAGGAUGUUGCCUUCAUCAACCCAGCGAACGUGGUGUUCGUCUACAUGCUCGUCCGCGAGCUGGUCGACGGCGAGGAGACGAAGGAAGCGGAACUGCAAGCCGCCGUCCUGACCUGCCUGUACCUUUCCUACUCGUACAUGGGAAAUGAAAUUAGCUACCCACUGAAACCGUUCCUAGUGGAGGACUCGAAGGAUAAGUUCUGGGACAGGUGUUUGCUGAUCGUGAACCGGCUGUCGUCGAACAUGCUGCGCAUCAACGCCGAACCGGGCUUCUUCACGGAGAUCUUCACCGAGCUGAAGGCGUGCGGUAUGAACUCGAGCGCGAACGCCGGCGGUAACCUGCCGUGCGGUGCGGCUUGACGCUCCCGCCAUCCACGCGAGGUCGUGGUCCGGCUCUCGAUUGCCGGCCAGCAGCAGAAGUACCAGCACGCGACCAGCACCCUGCAGGAGCUGACCAGUGUCGUCUGAUGAUCGAACGUUUCGAGCAAGGGCCGGUUCACCGAGGUCAGCCGGUCCGCGGUAGUCAACACCUGUCACCGGGGCUAACCAACGUCCUUUUUGUCGAAACGCCCAAGGCCAAGGACGAACGGCGAUCGGUGCGUUCCUCGUAUACCGUAUGUCAUCAGUGAAACUACACAACCAAGCAAACAAAAAAAAAAGGAAUCGAAAAUUGGAAGGAGAGCGAACAAAAAAAGCAAAACUUACACAAACACAUGCAAGAUAUUCGUUUAUCCUUUUUGUGAGGAUAAUUGUUUAUAGUUUUGGCGACUCAUCGACCCAUGUAAAACGCGUUUGGUGUCACGCGAUUGCGCUGGAUAGCAAUGGCGUGGACGCAGCAUGCGUGAAGGAAAGCGUGCAGGACAUUGUGGCUCGUCCGUCUAAGAAAGUGUUUACCUUAAGUAGGAUUUCCUCAAAGAGGGGCGUAACGGUUUUAAGGAUAAAUUUCACAACUCACACCAAAAAGGGAGCAAAUGUACUGGGUUGAAGCAAA
Anopheles nili is the source of this 2395-nucleotide messenger RNA. RefSeq lists its product as uncharacterized. Gene Ontology annotation, molecular function: cyclin-dependent protein serine/threonine kinase activator activity; protein kinase binding. Lineage: Eukaryota; Metazoa; Arthropoda; Insecta; Diptera; Culicidae. Gene Ontology annotation, cellular component: protein kinase 5 complex; cytoplasm. The record is from RefSeq and is a predicted model, not a curated record. Gene Ontology annotation, biological process: positive regulation of cyclin-dependent protein serine/threonine kinase activity; activation of protein kinase activity. The coding region runs from base 1 to 1764 and encodes 587 amino acids. The transcript has 4 exons.